CAUUCUACUUCUCCAAUCCAACAAGCCAACCAAACAAAUAUUACUUGGCCACAUACAACAACAACAACAACAAUAGAAAGCGUAGAAUAUUGGAGAAACUGCUCUCUUGUUUUCCUCCAAAUAAAUUACCUUCUUCUACUUGCAUUCCACACAAAUAUCUAUUUCCUUUUCUUUUCUUAUAAAAGAAAAAACAAAAAAUACUCUUAACCUCAUCAAAGUUAAUAUAUCUAUUAGUUAAAGUUAUUACCUUUCUUGAUUCUAUUAGAAAGACAAUGGCUAGGCCUAAUCAAGAAGCAAUCGAUACAUUUAUCAGCAUCACUGGCGUCACUGAAUCUAUCGCCGUUCAAAAGCUCGAGGAGCAUCAUGGCGAUCUCAAUGCAGCUGUUAAUGCACAUUUCAGUGAAGGAGAUAGAAGCACUGUGCGUGACACUUCUGUUAUUGCUCCUGAAGAUGAUCUCAUGGAUAUAGAUGAUCCAGUUGAAGUGGCACCUAGGAGGAAUCCUAUGUCACUUCUAACUGAGGCUAGUACAAUGAACCCAUUCUCACUUCUUGAUCCACAAUUUCAUAGCAGUCUAUUUAAUGGUGGUUCUGAUUUUACCAACCGUGCACCAUUUGUUUCGCAACCAAGAGAGAGGAGAGAGAUACCCAUAGAGGUCAAGGAUGGUAGUGAUGCAUCCAGCCGUAGUGGUCAUGCACCUAUUAUUGAGGAUGUAACUGGAACUGUACAUACACAUGAACCUGAUAUUCAUGGAACUGUCAUAGUUGAUGAUGAAGAUGAUAUUCCAGCUAACCAACCUGGUAGGGCUGCACCAUGGACAGAGCAAAGAGGUGAUGCUUCUGGUGAUGGUGCUCUUGAGAGACAUGCUAUACCUAGCGUUCCUGAAUUUAAUAACUUACCAGACUAUAGCAAUGACAUAGAAGAAGAAAUGAUUCGAGCUGCUAUUGAGGCUUCAAAACGGGAGGCUGAGGAAGCAGAGCAAGAGAAAGCAUUGCGUGAGUUGAGGGGAAAAGUUGGAGCCUCAGAAAUGGGAGCUUCGAAGCCAGACAAGAUGGAGCUGGGGACAGUAGUGGCAUCAAAUGGCAGGGAGAGGACUGGAAGCUUAUCCAUUCAAGAAGAAGCUGAAGAUGUGGAGGAGCAGCCUCUUGUUAGACAUAGAGCGAGACGUACAUCUUCUGGCUCUGUAGUAUCUGCCAGAGAAGUUGGAGUUAUUGAGGCUAGUCCACCAACAAGUCCUGGACAGAAUAAUUUAAGCAGUCACCCACAGCGCAAUGGAGAUUCCUUCUCUGAUGAGUGGGGAGGCAUCUCUUCUGAGGAACAUGAUGAAGCUGUCAUGCUUGAGGCUGCAAUGUUUGGCGGAAUUCCUGAAGGGACUGGAUAUCGGUUUCCAUAUGCUCCUCAUCAGUUCAUGCAAGCUGAAGGCUCUUAUUCACGUGGGAUACCUCGUCCUCCAUCACCAUCCUUGCAAGCCCAGCGGUUGAUCCGUGAACAACAGGAUGAUGAGUACCUUGCAUCAUUGGCGGCUGACAGGGAAAAAGAGAUGAAGGCCAUGGAGGAAGCUGAAGCUCGUCGUUUACAAGAAGAAGCGGCUAGGAAAGCUGCUCUUGAAGAAGAUAGGCUGAAAGAGGAAGAGUCUCGCAGGAAAUUGGAGGAAGAGCAGGAAUUUGAAAGACAGUUGGCAGCAAAAGAAGCUUCUCUGCCCCAGGAACCUCCAUCUGAUGAUGAGAAUGCUAUAACACUUUUGGUGCGAAUGCCUAAUGGCACCCGAUGUGGCCGGCGAUUUCUCAAGACUGACAACUUAAGGUCCCUUUUUGACUUCAUAGAUAUUGCUAGGGUGGCCAACCCAGGUUCAUACAGACUGGUGAGACCAUACCCAAGGCGUGCUUUCAGUGAUGGAGAGAGUGAACUUACGCUGCGUGAACUCGGCCUAACAACCAAACAGGAGGCCCUGUUUCUGGAGUUGAUCUAGAAAUGAGCAGUGUUAUAAAAUUGUUGAAAUUUGCUUAUAUUUAGAAGUUUGAAGCAAUGGAUCAAAAUGGGGGGGGGAUGGGGAUUUUAUUUGGGUCUUGUACUUUUUAGACAAAUUGCAUGAAGUUUUUGGGGUAGAGGAAAAUACAUUCGAUUCUACUCAAGGGGCAGUGUUGGAGUUUGUUUCAUCGGGUGUUCAGAGGAAUGUGUUUCUUAUUGUACAUAUUUAGCAACUUAAAAAAAAAAAUUUACUUAUGGGAUAGAAUUUCAGUUCCUGGUUAGGAUCAGAAGGCUGUGUUCAGUAUUGUUAUCCGGCUUUUUCUCAAUCACGAAUACGAUUAUACCAAGUUCUUUUUA
Ricinus communis (castor bean) is the source of this 2323-nucleotide messenger RNA. Its product is annotated as plant UBX domain-containing protein 8. Gene Ontology annotation, molecular function: ubiquitin binding. The transcript is spliced from 10 exons. Bases 273 to 1967 code for a protein of 564 amino acids. Lineage: Eukaryota; Viridiplantae; Streptophyta; Magnoliopsida; Malpighiales; Euphorbiaceae. The record is from RefSeq and is a predicted model, not a curated record.